This is a messenger RNA of Meloidogyne enterolobii, 390 nucleotides long. NCBI's taxonomy places the organism in Eukaryota, Metazoa, Nematoda, Chromadorea, Rhabditida, Meloidogynidae. The record is from the annotation of a GenBank genome assembly.
AUGCUUCGCGAUGAAUUACCCUUUUCCCCUGGGGACGAAGUUGCAGUUCUUGAUUGUCCUUCUGAUGAGUUAUGGUAUGGAAUUUGUGGGCCUAGAAGUGGGUGGUUUCCUGCUGCAUAUAUUCGACCCAAAAAUCGCGAUUUAUGUCGCCUUUUUUCGUCUGAUUGUGGAAGUGAUAGUAAUUGUUUAAUAAAUAAUUCUUCAACCUCUUGUGACUUUCCUUCCAAUGAGAUGCGUAAAUUAAGGAGAAGAAUAAUUCAAGAGUUGGUGAAUACUGAAAGAGAAUAUGUUCGGUUACUUGAACAUCUUGUGAUGGUAAGUUUUAAAUUAAAAAUUUUUUUUUUAAUUUUUAUUUUGGUUUUUGCAAUCCGGAAAACCCUAAAAUUUUAA